Molecule: messenger RNA, 1620 nt
Organism: Telopea speciosissima
Lineage: Eukaryota; Viridiplantae; Streptophyta; Magnoliopsida; Proteales; Proteaceae
Product: glutathione gamma-glutamylcysteinyltransferase 1-like
Exons: 8
Coding region: 89-1588 (499 amino acids)
Biological process (GO): cellular detoxification of cadmium ion; response to metal ion; detoxification of copper ion
Molecular function (GO): metal ion binding; glutathione gamma-glutamylcysteinyltransferase activity
Source: RefSeq, a predicted model, not a curated record
CUAAUUUCCUUGCGAUUUCGACUGACGGACUGUGGAUUGCUGAGGAGGACGAACUUGAAGAACACGGGAGAGAGGUAAAAAAUUCAAAAUGGCGGUGGCAGGUUUGUACAGGCGACUUCUUCCCUCUCCUCCUGCUAUCGAAUUCGCUUCAUCCGAAGGAAAGCAACUCUUCAUUGAAGCCCUUCAAGGUGGACACAUGGAAGGAUUCUACAAGUUGAUUUCAUACUUCCAAACACAAUCAGAACCUGCAUAUUGUGGACUGGCCAGCCUCUCCAUGGUAUUGAAUGCUCUUGCCAUUGAUCCUGGAAGAAAAUGGAAAGGACCUUGGAGAUGGUUUGAUGAAUCUAUGCUAGACUGUUGUGAGCCCUUAGAAAAGAUUAAAUCUGAAGGCAUCACAUUUGGGAAGGUUGCAUGUUUGGCCCAAUGUGCUGGCGCUAAAGUUGAAGCUUUUCGCACAAACCAUACCACCAUCGGUGAUUUUCGUAAAUAUGUAAUGUCAUGUACUUCUUCUGAAGAUUGUCAUGUGAUCACUUCAUACCAUCGAGCACCUUUCAAACAGACAGGGACUGGUCAUUUUUCACCUAUUGGUGGUUAUCAUGCUGGAACGGACAUGGCACUGAUUUUGGAUGUGGCACGCUUUAAGUAUCCUCCUCACUGGGUUCCACUUACACUUCUUUGGGAAGCCAUGGAUAUUGUUGAUGAAGCAACGGGACAGCGUAGAGGGUUUAUGCUAAUUUCAAGGGUUCACAGAGCAUCAUCAUUGCUUUAUACCCUGAGCUGUAAACAUGAUAGUUGGAUUGGCAUGUCGAAGUACCUAAUUGAUGAUGUAUCUGUCCUCCUGAAGUCGAAAGAUAUAAAAGAUGUUCAGAAGCUUCUUUCUGUUGUAUUCACAUCACUUCCUGCCAAUUUUGGAGAGUUCAUCAAGUGGGUUGCAGAGGUUCGGAGACAAGAGGAUGGGGGUUCGAGUUUAAGCACAGAGGAGAAAGAAAGGCUUGCUGUAAAGGAAGAAAUACUGAAACAAGUACAUGAAACUGAACUCUUCAAACAUGUGACAGAAUGGCUGUCUUCUGCAAACUUGUGUUGCCAAAACCUGCAAGCUUUUAUAAAAAAUGACACGUUGCCUGAAAUUGCGGCAAAUGUCUGUUGCCAAGGGGCAGAGCUUUUGACAGGGAAGUCUGGCUCAGACAGAUUCUGCUGUCGAGCCACAUGUGUGAAAUGGUUGAAGGCUGAGGGUGACAUGCCCGUUACGGUGGUUUGUGGUACAGUGGAGACAGGUAGUGGAGAACAAAGUGUGGAUGUGCUGGUUCCUUCAUCACCAGAAAAGCAGAGGAUUUGCUGCGGUUCUAGUCCUGGCAGUCACAUUCCAACAAACAAUGAUCUUCUAACAGUAUUGUUACUGGCCUUGCCUCCACAGACAUGGUCUAAUAUCAAAGAAGAGAAGUUGUUGCAGGAAAUUAAUGGCCUUGUUUCAACGGACAAUCUCCCCCUUUUGCUGCAAGAAGAGGUGCUGCAUCUGAGAAGACAACUCUAUUUCCUCAAGAGAUGUCAAGAUAAAAGGGUAGAUGAAGAUCUUGGAACACUCUCCUAAUAUCCUUCUUAUUGCUUCCACAACCCUCUCCC